AUGCCGUUCCACCCGGUGACGGCGGCGUUGAUGUACCGGGGCAUCUACACCGUGCCCAACCUGCUGUCGGAGCAGCACCCCGUGGACAUCCCCGAGGACGAGCUGGAGGAGAUCCGUGAGGCCUUCAAGGUGUUUGACCGUGAUGGCAAUGGCUUCAUCUCCAAGCAGGAGCUGGGCACAGCCAUGCGCUCCCUGGGCUACAUGCCCAAUGAGGUGGAGCUGGAAGUUAUCAUCCAGCGCCUGGACAUGGACGGUGAUGGCCAAGUAGACUUUGAGGAGUUUGUGACCCUUCUGGGACCAAAGCUCUCCACCUCAGGGAUCCCAGAGAAGUUCCAUGGCACUGACUUUGACACCGUCUUCUGGAAGUGCGACAUGCAGAAGCUGACAGUGGAUGAGCUGAAGCGGCUGCUCUACGACACUUUCUGUGAGCACCUGUCCAUGAAGGACAUAGAGAAUAUCAUCAUGACAGAGGAGGAGAGCCACCUGGGCACGGCCGAGGAGUGCCCUGUGGAUGUGGAGACCUGCUCCAACCAGCAGAUCCGCCAGACAUGCGUGCGCAAGAGUCUGAUCUGCGCCUUUGCCAUCGCCUUCAUCAUCAGUGUCAUGCUCAUCGCGGCCAACCAGGUGCUGCGCAGCGGCAUGAAAUAG
Molecule: messenger RNA, 648 nt
Organism: Cynocephalus volans (Philippine flying lemur)
Lineage: Eukaryota; Metazoa; Chordata; Mammalia; Dermoptera; Cynocephalidae
Gene: CABP7
Product: calcium binding protein 7
Exons: 5
Coding region: 1-648 (215 amino acids)
Cellular component (GO): trans-Golgi network membrane
Molecular function (GO): calcium ion binding
Source: RefSeq, a predicted model, not a curated record